AGAUAUGGUUUGUUGGGGCCGAGCGGUUGCGGCAAAACAACACUAUUGCGGUGUAUUAUCGGCCGAAUAAAGCCAGACCAGGGGUAUGUCCGCAUAUUUGGCUACCAACCCAACGAACCGGGCAGUCAAAUACCAGGCCCGGCGAUCGGCUAUAUGCCACAGGAAAUCGCGGUCUACGAUGACUUCACUAUCGAAGAGACCCUUCUCUACUUCGGAAGACUUUUCAGACUUAACCCCAGGUUUCUGAAGGAGAGGAUAGAGUUUUUGUUGGCAUUCCUCGAUCUGCCCAAUAAGACCCGAAUGGUUAUGAAUUUAAGGUAA
Oppiella nova is the source of this 321-nucleotide messenger RNA. The record is from the annotation of a GenBank genome assembly. Lineage: Eukaryota; Metazoa; Arthropoda; Arachnida; Sarcoptiformes; Oppiidae.